CAGUGAGGAAUUAGGAAAUAUUCCUCGGGAGAUUUUACCAAAACUUCAGAACUAUCUUUCACGCAGACAGGCAUACAAACAAGCUCGAGGAUGAGGAGCCUUCUCCGGUUUCUGGCAGUCUGCACCGCCAUCUCUCUCUGUCUCUGCUACGAGUCUAAUGAAAGCACAGAGUCCGAAGAAGAUUUGUUUGUGCCUCCAAACCGGGCCCACUCGUUCAUCCGGCCGCCAAACAGAGGCUCGACCCAGUACAUCAGGAGGAAACUGAAGUCUCCGGCGGAGGCACGUGCAGAGAUCUGUGAGGACUACUCUCCCUGCCGCAUCUACGCCUAUCGCCACGGCUCUCAGUAUGCCUUUGACAGAUACUUCGGGUCCCAGACUCAACCCCAAAGGCCAGCCGUGACUCGCAGAAACUAAGCUCGAAUGCAAACGCAUCAUUUAUCAACCUGGUCCUUUAAUCCACGUAUCAGUAGCUUUAUAUAUAAUUUAUGUUGUAGUUUUUGUGCCCCCCCUCUGGAGGUGAUUUUAUGAAUUCCAGAGGCACCCAGCGUGGCUCAGACCCCCCCGCCGUUAUAUAUCCGUGUGGAGCUUCACGGCUCAUCUCUUGUGUAAUCUCAGGAUGGCUUUUCGUCUGCUAUUAUCACACCUUCCCAGCAUUUAUGAGCUCUAUGGGAUCAGCUUGAAUGAACCGUUUUUUCACUAUCCACUAACAGUUUCUUAUCCAACUACUUAUCCAAAGCAGCACUGCUGUCAGUGAUUGAUGCAUUUGCUUUGAGAGAAAUAAAAAAAAAAUAAAAAUCCA
Molecule: messenger RNA, 799 nt
Organism: Mugil cephalus (flathead mullet)
Lineage: Eukaryota; Metazoa; Chordata; Actinopteri; Mugiliformes; Mugilidae
Gene: mgp
Product: matrix Gla protein
Exons: 5
Coding region: 91-414 (107 amino acids)
Cellular component (GO): extracellular region
Molecular function (GO): calcium ion binding
Source: RefSeq, a predicted model, not a curated record